Molecule: messenger RNA, 2306 nt
Organism: Colossoma macropomum (tambaqui)
Lineage: Eukaryota; Metazoa; Chordata; Actinopteri; Characiformes; Serrasalmidae
Exons: 5
Coding region: 284-1681 (465 amino acids)
Biological process (GO): proton motive force-driven mitochondrial ATP synthesis
Molecular function (GO): proton-transporting ATP synthase activity, rotational mechanism
Source: RefSeq, a predicted model, not a curated record
CUUUCAGUUUUAACCUGCUCUCACACAUUGGCUAUGGAAGAAUGUGUACAUUUUCUGCACUCCAACAAUACCUUUUAAAUAAAAAGUUUUAACUUUAUUAUUUAUACGCAGGCACUGUCAGUACAGCCAAAUGGGUCUUUCAAAUGUCUUCGCAAAAACAUACACAUGGCAGAAGUUUGGCUGUGCAGCCUCGCACCAGAGAGGAUGUAGCGAAUUUCAGUAAAGUUAUUUUGAAUUUAAGACUGCACAAACUGUUUCAUCAAAAUUUAGAGAAGAUUUCAAGAUGAGCUUAGAGCCAUGUCCAUAUUGUGGAAAACCAUUCAAAAGGCUGAAAUCUCACCUCCCUCACUGUAAAAUGUCUCCUGGUUCUGAGACCACCAAAAACAAUAAAGCCCCUGAAGAAUUACUCACUACUACUCCUAAUGACACAACUCCAAAAGAAAAGAAAAAAAAAGUAAACGGCUUUGACAAGAGGCUGAAUGACUCAUCCUUUCAGUCUAUCUCAAAAAGCUUGGCAAAACCGAAGGUCAGUAUGACAGCUGAAAAGGUAAAUAUGGAUGAGCUCACUGUGGCCAAAGUCCUGUCAGCAGAGCAAAGGAACCCAGCCACUGUGAAUCCCAAAAGCAAGUGGCUUGCAAAAAGAGAACAAGAGAUGGCUAAACAAGCUAUACUUUUAACACAGAAGGGAAGCAAAUUGAUCUCAGACUCUCAACAGGAGAAGGAUAACUGCUUAUCUGAAACAUUGCAAGGCCAAGUUAAAGAAACACCUCAGACGGAAGGCCAAAACCAGAAAACGCUUACAGGGACCAAACUGACCUCACUAGUAACCACCAAGAAGUUCACUGCCACUGACCUUUUGCAUGUUACAUGGACCACAGGCUCCCAGGCUGAGAGAAGUAUGCCAAACUGUAAAGCAAAAGGAAAUAUUUUGGAAGAAAUACAAAAUAGCCCAAAGGCUUUGACCAAAGAUCAUGCAUCAACUCCAACAGUAAAAGAGCAGGCAGAUUUCAGUUUCUUUCAAUCCAAGACUUGUGUGUGGGACCACAUUAAACAUGGACUUUAUGCCAGGAGAUCUGGUAUUGUGUCAUUGUUACCCCCCACAGCAGAAACACAUGAAGCAUCUAUUUCUAAAUGUGAAAAUACUUCAGUCUUUGUACACAAGACUCAUAUAGAAAAUAAUCAGAAUGCUGUUACAAAGGCAUCCUCUGCACCCUUGCUUGCAUCUGCCCAGACUUCAGUCCAAAGGCCUGCUGAAGACAUGCUUACUUCAGAAUUACAAAGCAAGACUAUCAUGAAACGGACACCUGAGAUGGCAACAGGUUAUGAUGGAACACUAUUCUCACCAUUCAGGAACUCAGAAAUGUCCUCUAAUGAAGAUUUAUGGACAAAGUGUGAAUCCUCAAGGUCUCCUCCACAAAGUCAAGGUCCUGGGACAGAGCAGAGACUAGGAGAUGUAAGACUCGGCGAGCUUGCUGCCUGGCUUGGCACUCGGACACCAAAAUCACCCAGAGAGGCUGUGACCAUGUUGAGCAGAGGUUGGCAGUGGUAUUACAGGAAGUACAUUGACGUGCAGAAAGGAGGAAUUGGUGGAAUUACGAUGCUGAUUGCUGGUUACUGUGUGCUAAGUUACAUAUGGAGUUAUCCCCAUCUCAAGAAAGAACGCUGGAGGAGGUACCACUAGAGUAUUUGGAGGAUUUUAAUAUUUCAGAAGUGUUUGAAUCAUACUGGAAAUAUGAAGGGAUACAAAAUGACACAUUUAAGAACAUAUUGAUAUGGUUAUUUAUUUAGAAAAUGUCUAUUAUUAUUCUUGUUGUUGUUGUUAUUAUUAUUAUUACUAUUAUUAUUAUUAUUAUGAUCAUCACUUUUUAAAGUUUUUUGUUUUUUAAUUAAAUGAAUUUCUGCCAUACUUGCAGACAUACAGAUAGGACCCUCUGUGAGUCCUGAUGAAUGCUUAUCAUGCUGCAACUUUAGUAUUAAUUUUGCUUAUUUAGAUGUAGAUUUUUAAUUAUUUAUUUAUUUUACAUGAUUAUGCACAUGUCUGGUUUAAAAUAGACUUCAAAAUAUUUUGACUUUGCCACAAAUACCUACCAACUUGUUUUGGUGAGUUCAUGAACAGUGCAUCUAUCAAGGGCAGAUGUCUUGUAUUUGUCUUGUAUUUGUCUACCUGAGGUCCACUUAUGACAUUUGUGUAGUUUUCUGUAAAAAACUGUCAUAAUACAUUUUGCAUCACCAUUUUCAAACCUCUCAUUUUCCCUGUUUGUUACUGAUCCUUUAGGACUUGUUUAAAUAAAUGAGCUCUGUUCUGA